AGUGCGGACCGUUAUUCUAACUCUAGUGUUAUGCGAUGUGAUUUGAACUUCUUUGGACGAUUUCUUUUCGCUGGACGUUAAAGCCGCACAUUUAUCUGCACAGUAGAUCAGGGAAGGAGAGCUCCAGGACGCAGGGGAUAGGGGAUAACACACGUUCGGGAUCUAAAAGGCAAAAUGAGGCGGUUAGUUGUAAUAUACAUUUGGCUGGCGAGGGAUUUUCUGCUCGUCCUGAGUGUUGGUAUGAAGGACGCACCGAGGCUUGGAUCCAAAAACACUCCGAGGCUUCUGAGCAGAGGUACAGUCAAAGGUGGAUUUGACUACCCAGACCCCCAGAAACACAGUGUCCUCUUUUACCAUGAGGAAUCUGCGGACAUGUAUGUGGGAGGCACUGACUUUGUGUUAAAACUAAACAUGGAUGACAAUAACGUCAAAGAGAAAUUCCUUCUGAAAACAUCAGGCCAACAGCUGUGCAAAGAGGGCUCCUGUGAAAAUGUCAUCACGGUUAUUGAGAUGUUCCAGGAAAGCAUUUUUGUCUGUGGAACGAAUGGACUCAAACCACAGUGUUGGAAACUAUUUUCAUCAGUGAACAAUCAAUCUCACGAAAUAGUGGAGAGUUAUGAGGGAACAGGGAUCUCUCCAUCUGUGUACAACCAAAACUCCCUGUCCCUCACAGUAGACGGGGAUCUCUACGCUGCAGCUUCUGUGGAUAACGAUAGAAGUUCAUUACAAUUCAGAAGGAAAGCUGGCGGAAGAGCUAAUGUCUGGAUGUAUGACAACUGGGUCUCAGAGCCCACGUUCAUCUCUGCCUCCUGGGUGAAGCGAAUUGAAGACCCAGACCAAGAGAAGAUUUACAUCUUUUUCCGGGAAAAGAACUCGGACCAUAGCCCAGAGGCUGACCCCUGGAUAUCUAGGGUCGCCAGAGUUUGCAAGGUGGAUGAAGGCGGAUCAAAAAGAUUCUUCCAGAACAUGUGGACAUCUUUCCUGAAGGCUCGUCUCGUCUGUGGGUUUCCAGAAGAGUCUCUCUAUUUCAACCGUCUCCUUGACAUUUUUGUGAUUCACGCUGACGACUGGCGCAACACCAGAGUCUACGCCCUUUUCUCAAGCAGCUGGAACUCAACAGCAGUUUGCAUCUUCUCCAUGGAAAAGAUUGAAGAAAUAUUUGAGAACUCAACUUUCAAAGGCUACGACAAAGAAAUUCCCAAACCACGGCCGGGAACUUGUGUGAAAAACAGCAAGAGUCUGCCGCUGCCUACAGUCAAAAUGGUGAAGGACUACCCGGAGAUGACUGAAUGGGUUCACUCUGUGCAAUACACAGCUCCAUUUUAUAUCAGCAGAAACAACUACACCAAGCUAGCAGUGGACCAAGUCCAAGCUGUGGACAAGCACAAGUAUAACGUCCUGCUUCUAGCCACGGACUCCGGAAAGGUCCAUAAAAUCCUUGAGGCUGGAUCUGAAGCUUUUAUCAUCUCAGAAACACAACUCUCCAACAGUUCAACUGUACAAUCAAUGAAACUUGACUCCAAGAAGAAAAAGUUAGUCGUGGGGUUUUCAGAGAAAGUCUCCAUCAUGGACCUGCAGAGGUGUCAGCAGUACAACAACUCCUGUGCUGAAUGUGUUUUGGCCCGGGACCCUUACUGUGCCUGGACUCGGUUUGGAUGCAACUCCACUGUUCAUGGAGGCAUUCAGAAUAUCAUGAAUGGGCAAACUACUGUGUGCUUUGAAUCCUUAGAAGAACCGAAGACAGUAAACCGGACCAAACGGGAUAUAGUUUCGUCACCGGAGAAUUUGACAGCAGUUCAUUCAGUUCCCCUGGGUGUCCCCUUCUACCUCUCGUGCCCCAUAGACUCUUACCAUGCUGACUACACCUGGGAGCACAGAGACCAGAUCAGCCCGUGUCUGCAGAUGCAGUCUAACUGCCUGCACCUCAUUCCUGCCAUGGCACAAGAGAACUACGGCGGCUACGAGUGUGUUUCCAAAGAGAAAGACUACAGAAAAGUGGUGAUAAAAUAUCAGCUUACGGAGCAAUUGAUCGCAGACACAAAGAUGGGGAGCGACAGCUCUCACAACAUAAAUGAUGCAUCGGCUGCUGUGUCACAGACAAUACUGAUCAUUCUAGCACUGGCUGCAGAAAUGUUGCACUAAGUACUUUUUAUUCUAUCAGCAAUAAUUCUCAGGCUUUGGGUCUCUGCAGGAGAGAGUCCGACCAGGAUGCAGGCGGCGCUAAAGGAAUUGUGCAGUAACAUCAACAAAGCUCAACAAGGAACACUCCCGCUGUGAUCCUAAAACCUUCUUAAUGCAACUGCUCACAUAGUACAUCUGCUUUGCAGAAAAGCUAGGGUAGUUCAGUUAAGUGGAGUUUCUUAAGAGAAACCAGAACAGGAACAGGAUGCAAGAUGCCGCUUUGUUCUGAGGCGCCCUAAUGGUGUUUGUUUAGAGCUUGACUUGAGCAUGAAGCAUUAAGCCCUGCAACUUUUCAGCGAUAACUUAUCUUUCUUCCAAGACAAGGAAAUAACAGAGGGUUUAAGAAGGAAUCUGAUGGAAUGUCUUUUAAGUGUGACACUCAUACCCAGAGUGAAUAAGCUCCCAGUCACACGGCCACAGAUAAUAUGCAGUGAUUGGGUUUGGUGUAUUUCUAAGCACGGCACAUAUAGAGGCCAGCUCUAUCUCCUUCUCUACUUCAGCAGAGCUCAGGAAAAUGUCAUGUUCCUGUUUGAAUUUCCUCUGUGCCCCCUAUAGGGAAGUAAAUGGUAAAUUGUCUGUAUUUAUAUAGAGCUUUUCUAAUCUUGAUGACCACUCAAAGCGCUGUACAGAACAUAUUUCCCUUCAUCAACUCACACUGUGCAUCUAUGGGCAGCCCUUUCUCUAUGAGAAGGGCGCAGCCUCUAGGGGGAAUUUUUGGUUUAGUAUCUUGCCCAAGGACACUUUGGCAUUAUCCAGAAAGGAAGCUAACAUAUAUCCCGGUAAUGCUUUUAGAGCUGUAGAGAUGAAGGAAGGGAUAUGAAUCAGGAAGGUCCCGUCGAUUAAUUUGCUUGAGCAAUCGUGAGUCAGUCACAGCUGUCAAUCACUAUGUUUUUUAUAGCAUCAAAUAACUAAUUAAGAACAAACUUACUGGAAAAUGAUCACUUGAGUCAAUAACUACAUAAAAUGACAGGAACAAUUUGUGAUAAUGGUCCAUUUGCCAUCCACUUACAUGGAGGAGGAAACAUUUAUGACAGCAGUGAACCACCAGAUGGUGAUCAGUCCACUUUGGCUUUACUUCACGGGAGCCGUCAUGUCGUCCAUCAUCAUAAAAUCUAUGGUUUUAACAGUCAGUGUCAGCAAGCUGCUUGAAAAAUGUACAACUCCUUCUGGAAGGCACAUCAACUUUGGCCAAAACCUGUUAAUGUCACUGAGUUCUAUUAAAAUACAGAAACGGGGAUCAACAUUA
Molecule: messenger RNA, 3427 nt
Organism: Limanda limanda (common dab)
Lineage: Eukaryota; Metazoa; Chordata; Actinopteri; Pleuronectiformes; Pleuronectidae
Gene: sema7a
Product: semaphorin 7A
Exons: 14
Coding region: 175-2142 (655 amino acids)
Biological process (GO): neural crest cell migration; regulation of inflammatory response; positive regulation of ERK1 and ERK2 cascade
Molecular function (GO): chemorepellent activity; semaphorin receptor binding; integrin binding
Source: RefSeq, a predicted model, not a curated record